Messenger RNA from Pararge aegeria (speckled wood butterfly), 2185 nucleotides. It is a transcript of the gene aft, whose product is annotated as cap-specific mRNA (nucleoside-2'-O-)-methyltransferase 2. Gene Ontology annotation, molecular function: methyltransferase cap1 activity. The transcript is spliced from 5 exons. The record is from RefSeq and is a predicted model, not a curated record. Gene Ontology annotation, biological process: 7-methylguanosine mRNA capping. The coding region runs from base 72 to 2153 and encodes 693 amino acids. NCBI's taxonomy places the organism in Eukaryota, Metazoa, Arthropoda, Insecta, Lepidoptera, Nymphalidae. Gene Ontology annotation, cellular component: nucleus; cytoplasm.
GCAUUUUUUUCUAAAAGUAAACAACCCUAUUUCCAUUAGUAAAUCUAAGCAAGCAGUUACGGGUACCAAAGAUGUUUCAUAAAACAGAAAGUACGUUUUCCCGACAGAAGUUCUACAGAAACGACGAAUUUACUGACGAACUAAACGAUUUGUUUAAUAAAAAAUAUCAGUUUCGCUUUAACAACGAGUGGAAAAUGCCCGAUCGGGAAUCAUGGUUUACUACGCCGCCUUGGAAGGUUAAAGCUUUGGAAUCGCUGAAAACGAGACUUAAUUUUCACAAGAGUCAGCUGAAUGACUUCAGUAUUGAGGAGUGGAGUAGCCAUACACGCAGACGGAACCCAGCUGGGGAAGUAGGCUGGAAGGUUAGAUGUUUAAUUAACCCAGAGUUUUUGACCCAAGCAUGGACUAAAUUCUAUGAGUGCGCUUGCACAUACAGUAUCGUGUCAAAAGAAGCCAGCAUAUCAAGAAAGAUGGUCUCGCUGCAUCUUUGUGAAGCACCUGGAGCUUUCAUUACAUCUAUGAAUCAUUAUUUGAAAUUAAACCAUCAAGAUAUGCAGUGGAAAUGGGUAGCCAACACUCUUAAUCCCUAUUAUGAAGGAAAUUCUCCUUCAAACAUGAUCAGUGAUGACCGAUUCAUGUUCCACACCCUAGAUAGCUGGCAUUUUGGUGUGGAUAACACUGGCAAUUUGAUGAAUUGGGAGAAUUCACAAGCUAUUGUCAAAAAAGCUAACAGCUUAGGAAAGGUUAUGCUUAUCACUGCGGAUGGAUCUAUUGACUGUUUACAGAAACCAGAUGCUCAGGAGGAGGUCACAUCUCCAUUACAUUACUGUGAAAUUGUGACUGCACUACAGACCCUUAGUCCAGGUGGAACGCUUAUAUUUAAGCUUUUUACUAUAUUUGAACACUCAACAGUUUGUUUACUUUACCUCAUCAAUCACUUAUUCAAAGAAGUCAAUAUAUAUAAACCUGUUACAUCUCGUCAAGGAAACUCUGAAGUCUACGCAAUAUGUCUCCGAUAUAAAGAUAAUAUUAACUUGGAUGAAUACAUACCUAUCCUCAAAUCAAUGUAUGGCACUGAACUAUAUUCGAAAACAGCUCUUUUUCCACUAGAAGCAAUACCUGAAUCAUUCUUAAAGCAAGUUGAGGAAUGUGCAUAUUACUUCAGUUCAGUCCAGUGUCAUGUGAUAAACAAUAAUCUUCAAGCAUAUUUAAUGCAGAAAAAUAUAGCAUUACAUAGAGACAUGAAGAAAAUCAGAGGCAUUGUUGCAUCUGAAUUUAUCUGGAAAUAUAACUUGAAACCAAUUGAAUUUGAACAGGAAAUUUUGAAAGGUGCUCUACAUGAAGAAAAUAAAAUAAACACAAAUCCACGAUACCACCGCGGCUCCUACACAGAGAGGCAGUUAUAUUCGAAAAUGUCAUUGAAAGAAAAAUUGAAGAACCUCAAUGCAUUCUUACAAGCGGAACUCUUGUCAAAUCCUCUAAUUUUGAUAAAUGAACCUAUUCGGUGGAUGCUUAAAGACAAAAAUAUUAAACUAGAAAUAGUUUUUACGUAUGGACUGCCUUUACAAAAGGUGAACAGUUCAAAAUUUAUAUUUGUCCCAAUUUUUAGGCUAUAUCAGCAAAUAUUAGCUGAGGAGGAGUUUAAGGAAAUAAUCCUCCAAAAACAAUCCAAGGGACAAGUUAAUGUGAAUGAGAUAGAGAGUGAUAUUUCAAAAGUUCUCUUAUUGCCUGAGUAUCAAUACAAAGACAGUUACAAUGUUUAUGAGAAAAAAUGCUUUAAGUCAUUGCUCAGUAUAUUAAAGGAACUGGGAAACGGAGAGACUCUUUUAUUAAAAAAUUUUAGCACACUUACUCAUUUUAAUGUUAGCACUCUGUACAUUCUUUCUAAGGUGUGUUUCGAAAAGACUGGAUUUGCAUCAUGCGGAAACAUUAUUUUAAGUAAUUUUCAAGAUAAAUCUUUAUUAAACUUUCUAGAUAUUAUAGAUAUUGAAUGUGAUAAAUGCAGAUGUGACAAAUCAAAAGAUAUUUUAAAUAAUCUUCCAGUACAGGUAACUAAUGAUGGAGAGUUUUUCAAUAACAUUGUUUUUUACAAUAAUACAUUCUAUAGAAAUAAAUGCAUGGAGUACUUGUACACUAUCGAAAAAUCUAUUUAAAAUUUUAUCAAUAUUAAAUGCAUUUAUUAUAU